Penicillium riverlandense is the source of this 783-nucleotide messenger RNA. RefSeq lists its product as uncharacterized. Lineage: Eukaryota; Fungi; Ascomycota; Eurotiomycetes; Eurotiales; Aspergillaceae. The record is from RefSeq and is a predicted model, not a curated record. The coding region runs from base 1 to 783 and encodes 260 amino acids. The transcript has 2 exons.
AUGGAGUUCAAUCUCGAGGCUGCGCGGAUACCGGCCCUACCAGACGAUGCAUUCUACAUCUCCGACUUUAUAACCGAAGAGGAGGAGACCAGACUUCUCCAAAAGAUCGCAUCCGCACCCCUCCCCCGCUGGACUCAGCUCACCCACCGCCGCCUACAAACCUGGCCCUCAGCGCUGACAAAAACGAACACCCUCCUCGCAUCCCCGCUCCCACAAUGGCUCGUCAAUCCUAUCAUCGAGCCGCGGCUGAAGGACCUGGGCAUCUUUAGUGAUGCGCCGCAUCAGGCACCGAACCAUGUCCUUGUUAAUGAGUACAAACCCGGCCAGGGGAUCAUGCCGCAUGAGGAUGGGACGGCGUAUUAUCCGCUCGUGGCGACGGUUAGUCUGGGGGCGGGGAUUGUGUUGGAUUUAUAUCCGAAGGACUUUCCAGAACUGCAGCAACAGCACCAACAAAACCACAACCACAACCACAACCACACCGAAGCCACCUAUUACAAAUCCAGUGCAGAGCGAAAACCGCAGUACCGAAUCUUACAGGAACGAAGAAGUCUACUCGUGACCCGCGGCAAGAUCUACUCCGAUUUCCUACAUGGAAUCGCAGAGACGAAACGAGAAGAACACCUGGGCCCGGAUACAAUCUGCAACUGGGGUUUGUUGCGGGACCCGCAUGCCUUCCGAAAUGGGUGGUUCCAUCGCGAGACGCGGACGAGUCUGACGUAUCGCGAUGUGCUUAAGGUGGCCGCUGUGGGAAAUACUAUGAAGUUUCUGGGGAGGGGAUCAUAA